AUGUCUACCCAACAAACAGUCCACGCUCGCUCCCUGCACUCCCCCGAAAGCUUUUGGUCGUAUCACGCGACCCAGCUGCACUGGCACAAGGAGCCCUCGCAGACGCUCGUCCGACGCCCCAAGACUCUACCUAGCGGGGUCACGCACGAGCACUGGUCCUGGUUCCCCGAUGGCGAGAUCUCCACGACGUACAACUGCGUGGAUCGGCAUGUGGCGGCUGGCCGCGGGGAGAACGUGGCGAUUAUCUGGGACUCGCCGGUGACGGGCGUCAAGGAGAAGUAUACAUACAGCCAAUUGCUGGAUGAAGUGGAGGUGCUGGCUGGCGUGUUGAGGGAGGAAGGGGUGAGGAAGGGAGAUGUGGUGAUCAUCUACAUGCCUAUGAUUCCCGCGGCGCUGAUUGCAGCGCUAGCCAUCACCCGGCUGGGGGCCAUCCAUUCGGCCGUGUUCGGCGGUUUCGCAGCCAAGUCGCUUGCGCAGCGGAUUGAGGCCGCGAAGCCGCGAGUGAUCAUGACGGCCUCGUGCGGGAUUGAAGGGUCCAAGGGCCCGGUGUCGUAUCGGCCGCUGGUCGAGGGGGCCAUUGCGGCGAGCAGCUUCAAGCCGUCCAAGACGAUUAUCUGGCAGCGGAACCAGCUGCGGUGGAACAAUCCGGAUAAGAUGGGCGGGCAGCGCAACUGGCAGCGGCUGGUCAAGAGCGCUCGGAUGCGCGGAGUCAAGGCGGGCCCGGUGCCGGUCAAGAGCACGGAUGGGCUGUAUAUUAUAUAUACGAGUGGGACGACUGGAUUGCCGAAAGGAGUCUUCCGAGAAGCAGGGGGACACGCGGUAGGGCUCCAUCUGUCCAUCAAGUAUCUGUUUGAUAUCCACGGGCCAGGCGACGUCAUGUUCUGCGCCUCAGAUAUCGGAUGGGUGGUCGGUCACUCGUAUAUUCUGUAUGCACCGUUGCUGGUGGGUGCCACGACGGUCCUGUUCGAAGGAAAGCCGGUGGGGACACCUGACGCAGGCACCUUCUGGCGGAUUGUCGAGGAGCACAAGGUCAAGGUGCUCUUUACGGCGCCGACGGCCAUUCGGGCAAUCCGCAAGGACGAUCCGGACAACAGGUACUUCCUGCAGGUUGCGCGCCGCGGGGGACUGAGGCACCUGAAAGCUCUAUUUCUCGCUGGCGAGAGAAGCGAACCGAGCAUCGUCCAGGCGUAUCAAGCGCUCUUGACCCAGCAUGCGGCACCGGGGGCCAUGGUGAUCGAUAACUGGUGGUCGUCCGAAUCCGGAUCCCCCAUCUCCGGAUUAGCGCUGAACAGCGCAGCAGGCCUGGUGGACAAGCGGCAACUGAAUCAGGAUUCCAAACCGCUAGCCGUUCGACCUGGAUCAGCCGGACUGCCGAUGCCCGGAUUUGACGUUCGCGUCGUCGACGAUGAAGGCCGGGAGGUGCCGCGCGGGACGAUGGGGAACAUAGUCAUGGCGAUGCCCUUGGCCCCGACGGCGUUUACCAGCUUAUUCAAUGACGACGAGCGGUUCUACAAGGGAUACCUCAAACGGUUCAAUGGCCGAUGGGUCGACACUGGCGACGCAGGCAUGAUCGACGAGCAUGGGUACAUCCACAUCAUGUCGCGGUCCGAUGACAUCAUCAACGUUGCCGCGCACCGGUUCAGCACGGGGGCCAUUGAGCAAGCCAUCCUGUCGCACCCGGACAUUGGCGAAGCCAGCGUCGUAGGUAUGCCGGACCCGCUCAAGGGCCAUCUCCCCUUUGCAUUCAUCCAGCCGCGGGGGUCGGGACCGCUUCCUGCCCGGCCCAGCGCGGAGCUCUUUCAGGCUGUGAAUCAGCUGCGGCAAGACGCUGCGACGGGUGCUGCGCGAGUUGGUGGAGAAUGGGGUGCGGGGGAGUUUGACGCUCCUGUGAACGUUCCGCCGACGGUGGAGGAUGCAGAGGUGGUGGAGGUUGCGCGGGAGAGGGUACGAGAAUACUUUGCCGCCAAGGCGAAGUUAUAA
This is a messenger RNA of Aspergillus novofumigatus IBT 16806, 1980 nucleotides long. RefSeq names its product putative acyl-CoA synthetase. The record is from RefSeq and is a predicted model, not a curated record. The transcript is spliced from 4 exons. Lineage: Eukaryota; Fungi; Ascomycota; Eurotiomycetes; Eurotiales; Aspergillaceae. Bases 1 to 1980 code for a protein of 659 amino acids.